Messenger RNA from Schistosoma haematobium, 2609 nucleotides. RefSeq lists its product as uncharacterized. The coding region runs from base 594 to 1916 and encodes 440 amino acids. The record is from RefSeq and is a predicted model, not a curated record. Lineage: Eukaryota; Metazoa; Platyhelminthes; Trematoda; Strigeidida; Schistosomatidae. The transcript is spliced from 7 exons.
CUGGAAAUUUGUUUUACGAUUCCUCAAUUCAAAAACUACCCACCACAUAUCAUGAAAAAUAAAUUGCUGAACUCCUGAACGUAUUGAAAUGAAAUCGCUCUAACCCUUAAGUAGUAAAAAUAAUGAAAGUGCUUUAAAAUAUCCUAUGAAAAUACUGAAUAACAUAAUAUUAACUCUGCUAAAACUGAGGAAAACAGCUUUUUGCGUCAUGGUAUAUAGCCAAUAACUGUGAAGUAAAUUUAAUAAACAAGAGACCAAAUAAACCUAUAGUUGGUUGGCUAUAUUUAUAAUGCAUAGUUUUGAGAAACCUGAGUAUACUUUUAACAUGGCAGUCUUUAGUAAGUUGAACAACUUAAAAUUGUACAAAAUCUAGAUUUUCACUCUCUUUACUUACAACUAAUAUUAGUGCAGAUAAAUUUAACUUUAUGUCACAUAGGUUUUGAAACUUAAAAUUGGUUUGAUAGUAAAUCCUUUAUUUAAUAAAAAAACUGUAGGUAGAAUGUAUUAAAGGCGUUGUCGAAUUCGCUCAACGCAUAGACGUGAAACUUGGACCUACAAAUGAACCAAUACUGAAUGUUGUCAAUUUCCACAAAAUGAUGAUAACGCAGAAGCCAUAUUUAUCAUGUUUACAGCUCCCUCAAUCAACUGCAAAGUGUUCACUUACAUAUUUCGUCCUCAAGCUGGUUACUAAACUGGAGUCUGUUAUAUAUUCUUAUAUACCACCAUCCGUAAAUUCGAGUCGGCCUAAUCCAGACGUUCGUAUGACUGGUGGUCUUCUUUUAUCCCCAAUAUUGCCAUACCUUAUCACGUGGCCAUUAGCUCUUCUUCCUCCUAGCUUGGAUAAAACUUUAGGGAAUCCAUCAAAGGAGGCGAGGAUACUUGCUCUUCGUAAACUACUUCGCCUAAUUGCAGCUAUAAUACUUGCAUUGCCGAUCACAAAUAAGCCUGAAUUUUCAAAAAGUGAAUCAAGUGCAAUAAAAGGUAAUGCAUUGCUAAAAGAGCUUUCAUCAAUUGCUGAACAUUCUGUUGAAUUAGAAACUGUUGUCAGUGCUUGUUUUACUCAGUUGGAAAAUCUUGUUUCUCAAUUAAAUCAAUAUUACGAACCUACCCGAAUAUGUACUACUACCUCAUGGUGGUGGAUCCGUGCACUAUGUGAACAUCUACCUCGACUUAUGCAAGUCGCUCCAUUUUCCAAUCCUGUAAACAUAUUACGUCUUCUAAUCGAAGAUGUUAAAAGGAAAUCUAUAUUAUCAACAAAUACCAAACAAAAUACUGGUCACCAGACGGCAGAACCAACAAAAUGGUCGAGAGCACUUGAAUACGGUCUUCAGGAAGCCAAAUCUAAAAUAAGAGUAAAAGAAGGCAGUGGAGCGUUAAAGUACCAAUGGCCUAAGGUUGGUGAGAUUUUACAAGCUAAAGAAACUAUAGAAAAACAGUAUAUACUGGAAAGCAAAAGUGGAAAAAAAUCACCGACAAGAUCACUCUCAUCUCAUAUCAUAGAUACUGCUCCUUCCCCAAUAGAUGAAGAACAACAUCGUUUCUUUGUAACGAGCGAUAACGAAGAAGAAGACGUUUGCAUUCUACAUGAACAAGUAGAUACUUCCUCUCUUUCCGAUAAUGAUGAUGAUGAAGAAGAGCAAGAACAAGAAAUUAAAGAUAAUUUAUUACAUAAACAAGAGAAGGUCCGCAGCCUAUUUUAUAUUCCUAUAAAAGCUGAACCGAUAGAAACACCACCAGCUAUAGAAGAUGUACAUGAGUUGAUUGAACGUGUGCUCCAGUACUGUCGACCAGAUAUUGUAACAACUGUACGUCAGAUCUUGUCAGAUUUUGAUUCACCAAACACUUCAUCACUAGAAAAGUCAAUACGGAUUCAAGAAAGUGUUUUAGGACAUACUAAAGCUCCUGUUAUACAAUGAACAACGUUUUGUGUUUCACUACCGUACAUACUGAAUAAAGAUCUUGUCACUUGCAACUAUAACAAAGGCAAAAUCAAUUCAGUUUAAAAUGAAAUAAGUGUAUACGAACUGUUUAGUAUUCUUACAUUUGAACCAUUUUGCAUAUAAUAUUUAGUUAUAGCUCCUCUAUUGUCUGAUUUUAACGAUUCUGUAUUUCCUUGGGAUAAUUAUAGCAGUGAUAGACUGUUACUUAAUGUGCUUUUACAGUCAACUUUUCUGUUAUUGUUGUUUUGUUUUCCUUCUCUUCAGUUUUUCCUUAAAUAUUUACUUCCUUAGCUUAAUUAGUAAUUUCUUUAUCGACUACUAGAAAUGAACUAAUAUAUGUACUUAAUAAUUUGUUUGUUAUUAGAAUCCCAUCUUUUAUGACGAUUGGUGAUUACGAUGCUAACAGUUUAUUGACAAUAGUGAUUACUUUUGUUGCAAAAAUUUGGUAUCAUCCGAAUGUCAAAGUUCUAUUUAAUUUCGUUUUACUAGUUUCUUACAAAUCCCCUGUGAUUCCGAUUGUUAAGCGUGAUUAUUGAUGCAGUAUCGAAGAUACUGCAUCAAUUAACUAGGAUAACAUCUAUUUAAGGAUUUUAGUCUAGAGUAGUUGGUCUACUAUUUUUAUGUAACGUGCUCUCCUAAACUUUUCUCAAGUUAUAGUGUAUAGGUCGU